AUGGCGCAGGCGCCUUUGCCCGUGGACUCGAAGCCACCGCAAAUCGCGGAGAGCGCGCUUGCGCAAUCUGGUUCCUCGAAGUCGAACUAUAAGGGUUUUGUGGCGGGUGUGUUUUCGGGUAUUGCGAAGCUGAGUGUUGGACAUCCAUUCGAUACAAUCAAGGUUCGCUUGCAGACUAGUAAAGAUACACAAUUCCGGGGUCCUUUGGAUUGUACGUUGCAGACGUUACGGAAUGAGGGAUUGAGGGGAUUUUAUAAGGGUGCGACGCCGCCGCUGGUCGGAUGGAUGGUGAUGGAUUCUGUUAUGUUGGGGUCAUUAACGCUAUACCGCCGUCUGCUUCUUGAGAACGUUUUCUCAAAACCGAACAUUCGUCCUUAUCUGCCGUUCUGUGGACGACAGGACCUUACAAUUUUGCCGAGCUUCGGUCAUGGUAUUGCGGGUAUCAUGGCUGGAACGACGGUCAGCUUUAUUGCUGCUCCUGUUGAACAUAUCAAGGCUCGUUUGCAGGUGCAGUAUGCAGCCGAUAAGACGAAGCGCCUGUACAGUGGACCUAUCGAUUGCUUGGUCAAGAUGCUUCGCUCGCACGGUAUUAGCGGUGUCUACCGCGGUCUUUGGGCAACUGUAUUCUUCCGAUCAUUCUUCUUCUUUUGGUGGAGCUCCUACGAUGUGUUAACUCGUGUCUUCAAGAAGAAGACGAACAUGUCUGCUCCGGCCAUUAAUUUCUGGGCUGGCGGUAUCUCCGCGCAGUGCUUCUGGCUUACUUCUUACCCUUCAGACGUUGUGAAGCAGCGUUUGAUGACAGAUCCAAUGGGUGGAUCUCUGAAUGACGGUCAGCGACAAUUCCGCGGCUGGAAAGACGCCGCGGUCGCUGUCUGGCGUGAACGUGGGCUCAAGGGAUACUGGCGCGGCUUUGUGCCUUGCUUCUUGAGGGCAUUCCCGGCGAAUGCCAUGGCUCUUGUCGCCUUUGAAGGCGUUAUGCGCACCCUGCCCUAG
Molecule: messenger RNA, 993 nt
Organism: Penicillium brevicompactum
Lineage: Eukaryota; Fungi; Ascomycota; Eurotiomycetes; Eurotiales; Aspergillaceae
Exons: 5
Coding region: 1-993 (330 amino acids)
Biological process (GO): transport
Molecular function (GO): transmembrane transporter activity
Source: RefSeq, a predicted model, not a curated record